UUUUAAACACUAGAUGCCGCCAAAAUCUAAUCACCAUUCUUUUUCAAUUCUAAGCACUUUAACUGAUGCAGAGUAAGUUUCCUUUACAAAAGAAAAUAAAUGCCUGGUGAACAUGGCUGCUGAUCUGUGUGGAAACCCAAAACCUCAGCAAGGCUGAAACUGGGGGCAGACAUCGCACAUGCUAAUGUACAACUCUAACACGCUCGCCAGGAUACAAAUGCACCAUAGAUGGGACUCCAGCAUUCAUACUGAGGGCCUCAAGUAUUUAAAACAGAGGCAGCUGUGGGAUUUGUUGGGAGAUGAUGAGACUCUGCUGUGCACUGCCAGGAAUAACCCAAAGUUCCAGGAACUUCAGAGACAGAAAGAGGUUUUGUGCAACUCAAACCGCAAGCUUGCACAACGAAAUUUAUCCUAUCAGCCAUAUCUGAAAUACAAGAAAGCACUACUAGCAGAAAGGUACCAGCUUCUCAGCCAGCUUAUCACCUCAGAAAGACACAAACAGAAGAAGUCAGACAGGUUGAAUGGACAUCUAAGCCUUAAGGCAACUCAUCAGCUUCUAAAAGAAAAGCUUGCUCAUCUUACACAUGAAUCUGAGAGUCUUGGACAGAAGUUUAUGGAGGGUAAAAUGUUGCUGGUAGAUUUUGUGGAUUCUUUUCAAAGCAUUCAGAAGUUCUACCAUGUUCAACUGGUCCAGCUGGAGAAACUGCAGGAUGUCCACAUACAAACAAUGAGAAACCGGAGAAAGGAAGACCUUUUUUCAAGUGACAAGACAACAUCUGGUGUAAUGAAUAUGCUCUAUAGCACCUCUCCAUCUAUUAUACUCCCUUGUUCCAUAUUUCCAUUAAUAGGCUAUUCUGUUAAACCACCAUUCCUACCUCAUCUUAGCCACUAUGCACAUGCUGACCUGUGCAUGCCGUUAAUGCACAAAAAUAAUGCAGGGAAUUCACAAGAAUUUAAGAAAACUUGGCCUCAGUCUGAAGGCCAAUUACAAUAUUACAAAAAAGACUAGAGACCAUGCACAAUGAAGCUGUAUCUCUGCAGAGCUACAUUAAUAUUUAAAGUGUGUGUAGUAUUAAGAUGAACUAUUAAGAUUAAUAUAGCAUGCAACAUCCUGGAGUGGAGAAAGGGUUCCUUUUUUAUUCUGCUUCCUGUCAAGAGAUUUUUUUCCUCUAUAGUACUGUAA
Molecule: messenger RNA, 1183 nt
Organism: Tachysurus vachellii
Lineage: Eukaryota; Metazoa; Chordata; Actinopteri; Siluriformes; Bagridae
Product: vacuolar protein sorting-associated protein 37B-like
Exons: 6
Coding region: 179-1009 (276 amino acids)
Biological process (GO): protein targeting to membrane; protein targeting to vacuole; ubiquitin-dependent protein catabolic process via the multivesicular body sorting pathway
Cellular component (GO): ESCRT I complex
Source: RefSeq, a predicted model, not a curated record